AUGGGAACCUUUUCGGUGUUUCCAGUUCCAUGGUUCACCGUCACUGCGCAAAACGUUUCUUUUAUUCGUUACGAUCCAGUACAGCUUUCCCUGCACAUCUCACCCACCUCGUAUGCAGUGAAGCUGCUCAGCCUUGCGCAUGUACCACAAGAGAACCGCGGCGCAAACCAAAGUGAAGUCAGUCUUGCUCGGAACUACUUAAGAACAAAAAGUUCUGGACUUCACCAACCGCAUAAUUCACCUUCCGGGAUAGGAUUUACACUCGCCCGCCACCUGUGCGAUUCACAGCCACUUCAACACUACAUCAUGAGCAGUAGGCAGAAUUACAACCGCCAUCGCCGGUCGCACUCUCCUCAAACAUCUAGCUUCGAAGAAGUUGAUUUUCAGCUCGCCUUGAAGCUGUCUGCUGAGUUGAAUGGAGACCUGGGCGGGCAUGCAGAAGCAAUAGCAGCCGCGUCAAAGCGACUAGCUGAUAACGAAGCCGACUUCGAAUUUGCUUUACGAAUGCAGUUCAACGACGAAGAAAGCCAGAAUGCUGAACAAUCACCUCCAUAUCCUCGAAAUGGAUCAGCCUCGUCUGCAGCUUCACGUCAAACGGUCACUGGCGACACCGAGGCUGUAAGUAGCGAGACAGAGGCUCCCGCCGGGAGAAAGUUUGAGACACUUUCGGCGUUCGUAACCUAUUUGAAAGCGAGCCAGUGUUCUAAUUGCAGCGAACGUUACUUCAAAUGUGAGUCAGAUGUGAGCAGUCUCUUCAAAGACUGGUACGAAGGGAAAGGUACACUCUCUUCGCUACUCACAUGCAAGACUUGUUCGAAUUUCUCCUGCAUCGCAUGCUCAACACCUAAUCCGAAGCGGUCUACGGUUCUCGUUGGGAACAAGUCAGUAUUCUGGUGUUGCGAGGAUGGCCGUCUGAUCCUCAUCUGGCUGUUACUUUGUGGCUUCGACAGCUUCUAUUGUUGGACAAAGAUCGAGGCUGCGAAUGAGGCGGAUAUGGCAAAAGCACAAUCUGAGCCUCAACCUCAACCUCUACCUCUACCAAAACCUGAAGGGAAAGGCAAGGGGAAAGCCAAACUUAUCCAGCAAAGUGGUGUUGGCUAUGGCGGUAGUGAAGGUUACUCAGGCUACAUGUCGUCAAUGGGUCUUGACGACUUCGAAUCUGACUUUGACGACGACGAUCUUUCGAAGAUUCAGUGGAGCACCUCGAAGCUGAAGAGCGCCAUAUUCAGAAAGACAGGACCUGGCAGAAAGCCACUCGACAAUAGAUCGCAAGCCCUCACUGCUCAACAAACUUUUGACAAGCUAGGCGCGAUAGUUCUUGGCCUUCUUCACUAUCUAUUGCCGUCUCUUGAUCGAAGCUAUCACUUCGACUUGGAUCCGCCAGCGACUGUCACAGAACUGCUCUUAGAGAGUAAAGUUCUAGACUAUUGUACCGAACUAUUGCGCAACGACUCGCUGGACGAUGCUUUUGCCCGAAAGUCAGCUUAUAGUGCACUUGUAGACUUUGUUCAAACCAUUGGUAUGCACUCUACUACGGCACACUUGACAGUCUUCACGGGAAAGCCACAAGAAGCUGAAUCAUGCAACUUACUCACGCGAUCGUUCUGCCGCGCUCAAGCCAGAUCGACUAUAUUGGCUCCAGCCAUUGCUGAAAGUCUGCGCGAUCUGAGUAAGCUUAGUGAUAUGCUGCUGAAGAACGCUGAGCAUUACGAGGCAAUUUACCAUGCUGGAGGCGACCAGGAGCUGCUAUCCCUGUGUCGGAGGAUCUCGACAUUAUGGAAAAGUCUCUCGGUAUACAUUCUGGCACCAAAUCUGGAUGUUUGCAGUGCUGAUGCGCCAAUCGUCUCCACGGAAAAAGUAGCUGCUAUCAGCGAUUUUGACGAUGAUCAUGUAUGCGCCACACAUGCGUUCGCAACGAUGGCAAAAGCGCAGUUCCGCUCGGGCCCCCGUCGCUUCAAACGUUUAAUCUCGGAGAUCAAUGUCUUAAAAUCCAGUUUACCCCCUGGAAUCUUCGUCCGACACGGAGAGUCCAGACUCGAUAUGAUGAAAUGCAUCAUCGUCGGUCCUGGAGACAGUCCAUAUGAGAACGGCCUGUUCGAGUUCGACUUCUACUGUCCUGUGGAGUAUCCAAACGUGCCACCAAUGGUUUCUUUCAAAGGGACCGGGGGUGGCGUGGCUAGCAUCAACCCGAAUCUGUACCCUGAUGGCAAGGUAUGCCUAUCCCUACUAGGUACUUGGUCUGGAGAACCUUGGAAGCCCAGAGAAUCAACGCUCCUCCAAGUGCUUGUCUCUCUUCAAGCUAUGGUCUUUUGUGAACAACCAUGGUACAACGAGCCGGGGCGCGAACGCAGCCAUGGCGUUGGCUACAAUAACAGUGCCUCUGAAGCUUACAAUCGCAAGCUGCGCGAGUUGACUGUGCGUUUAGCGAUGCUUAACUGGUUAGAGAAGCCCCCUCAGAUCUGGGAAGAUGUCGUGGGGCAGCACUUCCGAUCCAACGCAGACAGCAUCCUGCGGACCGUCAUCGAGUGGAGCAAGAAGUCAGCAUCUAGCACUCUGCCUUCAAUAUUUCCAAAUUUUCUAACCAAAUUCGGUGUCUCGGCUCCUGAGACUGGCUACGGCGCGGCGCUACCUGAACUACACCGGCACCUACUGAAGUAUGGUGCAGCUGUUGCACUUCCGGGUUUCCCCAAAGAGGACGUCGAGUCGAAGUCGAAGAAAGCAAGAGUCAAGGGAACAUACCCUGAGAACGCUCAUGAUACUGGCUCGCAGCCGCCUUCAAGUCAGUACUCAUCGUUUUUUGGAUUGGAUUCCAAUGCAUCCAACUUCGAUGACCAUGAGGCCGUGGACGACUGUGAGAUUCCCUUAGCCCCAGGCAUCGCCUCGAGCCAUAUUGCGGCCCAGGCAGCGCGUGGUGGGUAUAGAGGGUUCUCUCUUUACUACCAUGGCUACGGUUCUGGCGGCCGUGGACAAGUACCAGGCGCAGGGCCGGAUGUUCUCCCGUCAGCAUCGCCAAGCGGAUCAGAUCGUGGCCGUGGCCGUGGUCUUUCCGUCUCACGUGGCCGCGGAGCAGCCCCAGCUGACCGAAUCAGCCCGUUGCAUUCGUUUCGAGAGUCUGCGCAUGGCACUGGCCACAAGCUUGGCGAUGGGGAUGAUACAUCAAGCCGUGGCGGACGAGGCGGAGGCGGAAGCUCGAAAUCAUGA
Messenger RNA from Ascochyta rabiei, 3201 nucleotides. RefSeq names its product Gamma-glutamyltransferase. The coding region runs from base 1 to 3201 and encodes 1066 amino acids. The record is from RefSeq and is a predicted model, not a curated record. Gene Ontology annotation, molecular function: ubiquitin conjugating enzyme activity. The transcript has a single exon. NCBI's taxonomy places the organism in Eukaryota, Fungi, Ascomycota, Dothideomycetes, Pleosporales, Didymellaceae.